GCUUUAGGUUCUCCAGGAUGCAUUAGACCACCCAGCCGCUCGCAAGCUCUGAUGUAACAUGGCUUUCCUGUGCAGACUGCGCAUGAGCAGCUAGGGCAGAUUUAAGGAAUGCCUUCAACAACAGAUGUUAGACACUGUGCUGUAGCAGCAGUUGUUGUGCUGGAAUAUGUGGAAUAGCUUUAAGUCAACCAAAAAUAAGUUCACCCUCCAGAUUAUCAGCUGCCUGCUUUGAGCAUAACUUGACCAGGAUCUGAACACUCCAAACACAGAAAUGAUUUGGCAACUAACAUCUUGCUGGACAUACCUUAUCAGAUCCCUGAUAUUUGGUCUACUUCUGCAGACUCCAGUUGCACAGCUUUCCAUCAUCACACAGCCAAAUAUAGUCCUACUCAUGGCUGAUGACCUUGGCAUAGGAGAUGUAGGUUGCUAUGGGAAUGAUACCAUCAGGACCCCAAACAUUGAUCACCUUGCAAAGGAAGGAGUGAAACUGACCCAACACAUUGCUGCGGCUCCACUUUGCACCCCCAGCAGAGCAGCUUUCCUCACUGGCAGAUAUCCCCUCCGAUCAGGGAUGGAUGCUGUAAACAAUUAUCGUGUUAUCUUUUGGAAUGGUGGCUCAGGAGGGCUUCCUCCAAACGAAACUACUUUUGCCAGAAUACUUCAGCAGCAAGGCUACAGCACAGGACUGAUAGGGAAGUGGCAUCAAGGCGUUAACUGUGAAUCCCGCAAUGACCAUUGUCAUCACCCUUUAAAACACGGGUUUGACUACUUUUAUGGGAUGCCUUUUACGCUAAUAAGUGACUGCCAACCAGCAGAAACACCAGAGAUGGACAGAGCCUUUAGAAGGAAGCUCUGGUUUUCCACUCAGAUGAUUGGCCUAGCUAUACUCACUGCUGCUCUGGGAAGACUUACUGGCUUGAUUUCAGUCAGCUGGAAAACACUGACCUGUCUUGCCGGGCUUAAUCUCCUGUUCUUCAUAUGCUGGUUCUCCAGUUAUGGGUUUGUACGAUACUGGAACUGCAUUAUGAUGAGAAACCAUGAAGUUACUGAGCAGCCAAUGGUGACAGACAGGACAACAACCCAUAUCUUGAAAGAAUCCAUUUCAUUCAUUGAAAGAAAUAAGCACAAGCCAUUCCUCCUUUUUCUUUCCUUUUUACAUUCCCACACCCCGCUCAUCACCACAGAGAAGUUUCUUGGGAGGAGCAGCCAUGGUUUAUAUGGAGACAAUGUAGAGGAGAUGGACUGGAUGGUGGGCCAGGUUCUUGAUGCUAUUGACAAGGAAGGCUUGAAAAAUACGACACUAGUUUACUUUGCUUCUGAUCAUGGUGGAUGGCUGGAAAGACAAGAAGGCCAAAGACAGCUGGGUGGCUGGAAUGGAAUAUACAGAGGUGGAAAAGCUAUGGGAGGCUGGGAAGGAGGAAUCCGUGUGCCAGGGAUAUUUAGAUGGCCAGGAGUUUUACCUGCAGGCAAAGUUAUCGAUGAACCUACAAGCCUUAUGGAUAUUUAUCCUACAGUAGUUAAUUUGGCUGGAGGGGUACUACCUCAGGACAGGGUAAUUGAUGGCCGGGAUCUGAUGCCUUUACUGCGAGGAACGGUUGAGCACUCGGAGCAUGAGUUCCUGUUUCAUUACUGUGGCAUUCAUUUACAUGCUGCAAGGUGGCACCAGAAGGACAGUGGAACCAUCUGGAAGGCUCACUAUGUGACCCCCAUCUUUCGUCCUCUCGGAGCUGGGGCUUGUUAUGAUAGGGGAUUUUGUCCAUGUUUUGGGGAAGGUGUGACCCAUCACGACCCUCCGUUGCUGUUUGAUCUCUCACAAGACCCUUCUGAAGCCAAACCUCUGUCAUCUGACACUGAGCCCCUCUUUGACACUGUAAUAAAGAAGAUUGGAAGAGCCAUAGAAGAGCAUCGCAGGACACUGACUCCUGUCCCAGAGCAGCUUUCCACGUACAAUGUGGUGUGGAAGCCGUGGCUGCAGCCAUGCUGUGGAACAUUCCCAUUCUGCUGGUGCGAUAAGGAAGGUGACAAUAAACCUGCCAACCUAUAAAAGAACAGUUACUUCCUCAAAAGUGUUCUUAGAUCCAGAGUGUUUUCUUUAUGGGUGCUGAUUGGUUAGUUGUUUGUUUUAAUAGAGCUUUUAUAUGAGAAUUGUUCCAUCAGAUGGCACAGUAUUUGUCAAAGGUGGUUUUAGGCUGAACACUCUCAGGGCGGGAUAAAGAAAGAAUGAUCUGAAGAGCAUGUUUUAACUUGCAUCUGCUGACAACUAACUGAAUAGUUCAAAUGCACUGAAGCAGACCAAGAUUAGAGCUGUACAAGUAAUGAUAUAACUUUGGUUUUAUUAUUCAUUAAUAUAUACUUAGAAGCUUUGUUUUAUUGUUCUGAGUUUCUAAGUAAUUCCUGGACUAAGGUCUCCCUUAAUUUUCUUACUGCUAUGCACAAGAUGCCCCUAUAAUAAAUAUUUGCAGACCAGUGCUUCCAAAAUAAUUAAAAUAUAAUUUGCCCACAGUUCCUCACAGAAUCUGCUUCAAAAGUAUCUUUCUUCUUUCCUUGUAUCUAGUCCCUCUAGCAGCAGUGAUGAUGGCAGCUUCUUAGUGUGAGGCUUCUGAGCCAGAAGAAAUUACCUGGUUGAGGCAUAAAGCCUGGAAACAUGACAAGCUGGAUAACAGCUCUCUGCACUUUCUGGGGAAGAUGGGACUUCUCUGAUUGGAGUCAGCCUCUUUUGAUGGGCAACACUAAAGGGAAAGGUUUUCCCCUUUCCAAAGGUUCCCAUUUCACCCAGCUCACUCAGAAGCACUGGCAAGGGCAUAGUGUCAUUGAUGUCCGCAGAAUUGCCACGCUGACAAGUUGAGCUAUUUGAGCAAGAACUGCACAAGUUACCUUGCUGCCAGUAUCUGUUAUAACUGAUUCCUGGUAACAAGUAGCAGAUUCAGAAAAAGACUCUUGGAAAGAUAACCAAUACUAGUUAUGAAAACAAACUCUAAUUUACUAUGGAAAAGGCAUCUGGCAACAUAAUUUGCCUAUUCACUUCAUUUCACAUUUUUUACUAUUUUUCUAUUCUGCUAGUACCCAUUUUUCUUGUUAAUCUCCUUUGAUAUAUAUUUAUUUUAUCUUGGUUUUCUUUCCUCCCAUUUCCCACAAUUCAGCCACCAGAAAAUCUGCAGGUAACCAAAGCCCUACAACUUGAAAGAAAGGGUUUAUUUUAUGCUGUACCUUCAUGCAUUUCACAGACUAAGUCACCAAAAUGCUCCAUCAGUGCUAUUGAUUAGAAAAAGACUGAGUCUUACUGUGGAAACUUCAAGAGAUUAACUGAAUCCAUCAAUUCACAUGUACUGGAUUGCUGUUUUAUUUCCUCCACUGUUAGCGGUGUGUGCUUUAUUUCUCAUUUGAAUGUGUUCUAUUUCACUGAUCCUUUCUUUGGCUAGAUUUAAGGUUUUUCAUAUUCAAUGUGCAGUAUUUUCUUUACCUGAAAUUACUGUAAUCAGACUGGCAUUUUCCAAUUUUCUCAGUCAUUUUCCAAAAUCUCACUGCCAUUCUCAAGCCAGUUUAGAAUCUGGGAUUUUACAUCUCAUCAAUUUUUUUAACACCUUUAAAAAUAUGUGGAAAUACCUGUUCAUAUGAUUGAACCAGUUUUCUUGCACUGAAAUACUUCAUAGCACUGGAUAUGCAUUUGGAGUUUGGGAACAAAGGAAGACAUCUGAGCCAGAAUUUGUCAUGGACAGAAGUGUUUGCCCAUGAUAGACCAGCCAUCAGGCCCUGCUGACAUGCAAAGUACCAUGGGACCAAAAAACAUUCAGGACUCUGUAAUACAGACAUUACAUGUGGAACUAUCAUGGACAAUAAUAAAGGUUGCCUUGACAAAA
Messenger RNA from Melopsittacus undulatus (budgerigar), 3857 nucleotides. Its product is annotated as arylsulfatase D. Lineage: Eukaryota; Metazoa; Chordata; Aves; Psittaciformes; Psittaculidae. The record is from RefSeq and is a predicted model, not a curated record. The transcript has 11 exons. Gene Ontology annotation, molecular function: arylsulfatase activity. Bases 272 to 2044 code for a protein of 590 amino acids.